Messenger RNA from Capsaspora owczarzaki ATCC 30864, 759 nucleotides. Its product is annotated as 3-oxoacyl-(acyl-carrier-protein) reductase. Lineage: Eukaryota; Filasterea; Ministeriida; Capsasporidae. The record is from RefSeq and is a predicted model, not a curated record. The transcript has 2 exons. Bases 1 to 759 code for a protein of 252 amino acids.
AUGUCGCUGAACAGUCAACUCCUGAAUGGCAAGGUCGCCAUUGUCACUGGCGCAUCGCGUGGUAUUGGUCGCGAAAUCGCGCUGCAUCUCGGUGCGCAGGGUGCCGCUGUGAUUGUCAACUACGCCUCCAACGCCAACGCCGCCAAGGAGGUGGUCGACGCAAUCACCAAAGCCGGAGGUCGCGCUACGGCGGUUCAAGCCUCCAUCGGCCGCGAUAUCUCGCAGGGCAACAAGCUCGUCCAAGCUGCCGUGGAUGCCUAUGGCGGUCUGGACAUUCUCGUGAACAACGCUGGUGUCUAUUUGGGCGGAGCUGGCUCAGAGGGAGUGACCGAGGAGCAGUUUGACGAAAUGUUCGCGGUCAACUCGAAGGGCCCUUUCUUCUUGCUCCGUGCUGCUUCCAAGGUCAUUCGCAACAAUGGUCGCAUCGUCAACAUUAGCUCUGCAAGCCUUGCAUCCGGAGCUGUGUCUUUGUUUGGCGCGUAUGCCCCGUCCAAGGCGCCUCUGCACGAAUACACCAAGCUGUUUGCCGCAGAACUCGCCGGUCGCGGCGUGACGGUCAACACAGUGAUGCCUGGGUUUACUGCAACGGACAUGCUUUCCGACAAGAUUCUCGAAAUUGCCAAGGCAUCGAGUCUCUUCAAGCGCGUCGGCACCGUCGAAGAUGUUGCCGUCGUCGUUGAUUUCCUCGUCAGUCCGACCAACAACUGGACUACCGCUCAAAGCCUGCAUGUGUCGGGUGGUGGCACGCUGUCGCGCUAA